Frankliniella occidentalis (western flower thrips) is the source of this 2089-nucleotide messenger RNA. RefSeq lists its product as uncharacterized. The record is from RefSeq and is a predicted model, not a curated record. NCBI's taxonomy places the organism in Eukaryota, Metazoa, Arthropoda, Insecta, Thysanoptera, Thripidae. The coding region runs from base 27 to 1091 and encodes 354 amino acids. The transcript is spliced from 4 exons.
CUGCCUCUCUCCACUCUGCGUGCACCAUGGCGCCUCCACCACUAGUGCUGGCGGCGGCCUGUGCGCUGCUCGCGGUGGCCGGCCAGGCCGCAGCCCCACGGCCGCGCCGCGCCGCGCUGCUGUACUUCACGCAGCACCCGACGGGCACCAGCUCGAGCUCCAGGACGACGGGCGGCGCCAGCAGCUCCUACUACGCCACCGGGCUGUCGGCGCCCUCCGGCCCGGAGCUGGCGCUGCCGCCGCCGCCGCCAGCCGACCCCAACCCGCCGACGCUGCCCAUCACCGCGCCGUCGCUGGGCUUCCCGGCGUCGGGCUUUGCGCCGAGCGGCUACGCGGCGCCCCCCGCGCCCGCGCCGCCCUCCGGCCCGGGAAGCCUGACGCCGCCGGAGCUGGUGCCGCCCGAGCAGCUGCUCAACUCCCCCGACAGCCCCUACGGCAACGUGCCGCCGCCGCCGCCGCCGCCCCCGGGACCCGCCCCACCCUUCACCGUCAACCGCGCCCGCGGCCUCACCUACGAGUCGGCGCCCCAGGCGCCGCCAAUGCGAAGCUCGUACGCGCCGUCGCAGCGCAUCAGCUACGGCCGCCAGGGCGUCCUCGCCAGGGUCGGCUACACCGCGCCUCCCAUCGCGGUCGCGGCGCCCGCGCUGCUCUUCACCAGCGCCAAGGACGGCGGCCUGGCCGACGCCCAGGACGGCCCAUCACCCUACGACGCCUACGUGUCGCCCUACACGCCGUCACCCUACGCACCGUCGCCGUACUCGGCUCCGUACCCGCCGUCGCCGUACUCGGCCCCGUACUCACGGCCACCGUACCCGCAGCCGCAGCCGUCGCCGCCGCCCCCGCCGCGCGGCGGCCGGCUGUUCCGCCCCAGCCCCCUGGACCCCACCAUCCCGGCGACGGCACCAGGGCCGGCCCCACUCUUCACGCCGCUCCGGGACCCGCCGCCGCCCGCCCGCAACACGGCCGACCCCGCGCCCGUGCGCUUCGAGCAGAACUUCAACGCCCCGCCCGUGUCGCCCAUCCUGCUGGUCAGGAACCGGCCGGCGGCGGACCCGUACUACCAACUCUCCAGCAACUACCUGCGGCGGUAGUCCUCGCGGCAGCAGGCACGAGCAGCAGCAGCCGUCCGCCCGGAAAGAGUUGUCGCCGCGCGGUAUCACCGCGGCCUCGCGACAGCCCCUCCCGCGGACUCGACGGGGCUGUUCGUCUCGCCGCCUCCCGCCCGGGCCGCGGGUCCCGCGUGCAGCUGGAGCGGACUGCCGCGCCGGGGCGCCGGAAACGCGCAUCGCAUUGCCUGUGAUUGAUUGUCUCGCCAAGAGCGGCGCCGACCGCGCCAACCAAAAUGAUCACCAGAAACGCAAAUUUAGAGACGGAAAAAAUUAUACCAACCAAACCGCAGCAUUGAGAAAUUUGCCAGCUUGGAAAAGUUAUUCUGGUAUAAAUAAGGCAAAGCUAUGUUCGUUGUAAAUGAUACACAGCGGUUGGUUUGCUUUCAUUGAGAUUUAAUGGCUUUAGAUCUAUUUUUAGGAUGAAAAUCAUCCCUACGUUGUGUGGUGCGUGGGUGGUAUUUGUAAGUUCACCAAAACGACACUCUUGUAAUGCUAUUGCCUAAAGAACUGAGAACAAUCAGAGUCGUGGGUGUUACGGACUCGAUGGGUGCCAUUUUGAAAAGUGAAUAUGUGGCCUCCUCGUCAAUUUGUGUGGUCUACUAAAAAUGAAUUUUUAUCAUAAUUCGCCAUUUCGAUUACCAAAAAGAUAGUCGCUAGUAAGGUUGGUCAAAAUGUCCUGUUCUGUGUUGCAGCUAGAUUUGCACCCAGAAAAUUACAAUGUAAAAUAGCGACCGAUUGUAAAAUAUAGUCCAAUCCUUGUCUGUUUCCUACUCGUAACAGAUAUAUAGUUUUGUAACGAUAAGAAAACGGCUGUUUUACCAAAAGGGCGUCUACCAGGAACACGACCAAAAAUUGUGAACCUGCAAGAUCGUAUGCCAAAAUAAGUUACCUACUCAUCUUUGUUAGUUCUCUUUUUCAUACUGAUUUGUAAUUUGUAAAUUUUACCUUGUGUAGUUUAUGAAAUAAAAAUAAAUAAAGGG